Onthophagus taurus is the source of this 631-nucleotide messenger RNA. RefSeq names its product LDLR chaperone boca (gene boca). Lineage: Eukaryota; Metazoa; Arthropoda; Insecta; Coleoptera; Scarabaeidae. The record is from RefSeq and is a predicted model, not a curated record. Gene Ontology annotation, biological process: protein folding.
AUUUCAAUUUGAAUAUAGGUUAGGUUAAAAAUGAGAGGAACAAGUUUUUUAUUUUUUCUUUUAAUUAUUACAUAUAUUAAUAUAUCUAACGGUAAAAAGUCGAAAGAUAAACCGGAAUGGGCUAAAAAGGAUAUUAGGGACUUCUCGGAUGCUGAUAUGGAGAGAUUAUUCGAUCAAUGGGAGGAGGAUGAAGAACCGCUUGAAGAUGAUGAAUUACCCGAACACUUACGUCCAGCCCCACAAAUAGAUAUGUCUAAAUUAAACAUGGAAAAUCCUGAAGAGUUAUUACAAAUGACCAAAAAAGGGAGAACUUUAAUGACUUUCGUAAGCGUUUCGGGGAAUCCGACGAAAGAUGAAACUGAGGAGUUAACCAAAUUGUGGCAAACAAGUCUUUGGAAUAAUCAUAUUCAAGCUGAAAGGUACUUAGUUGAUGAUAAUCGGGCAAUUUUUCUUUUUAAAGAUGGUGCGCAAGCUUGGGAAGCAAAAAACUAUUUAGUAGACCAGGAGAAAUGUGAAAGCGUUACUAUAGAAAGUAAAGUUUAUCACGGAAAAUUCUCAGAUAAAAAAGACGAGUUAUAAAAAAAGAUUAUAUUUUCAUUCCUUUUUCCAAAUAAAAAUUAAUUAAAUUUAA